AUGGUAGCACCAGAUAAUCUUGUCAGGCUAACACAGGUGAAGGUUAUCCAGAACUCAGGAUCUAGCUUUCCCAACCAGUAUACAUACUAUAUUUGUCUCAACUUCACUAUCAAGGCUCGUUCCACACCCUGGUUUGAAGGGCAGUGCUCAGUGAAUGGAGAACCUAUCCUUCAGUAUAAUGAAAGUAAUUUCACACCUUUGGGUGACCAUGGAAAAGUGAUAUAUAACACCAAAGCAUGUACAGAUUUUAGCCAACGUCAGAAAGACAUUGGAGAAGAGAUGAGAAAGCAAAUACUUAACACAGAACAAGGAGCAGACAAGACCAUGGGCCGUCACACCUUGCAGGUCACUAUGGAAUCCCAAUAUAAACAAGGACAACUCACCGAUUCCUUCUGGAAGUUCACCAUGGAUGGACAGUAUUUCUUCUACUUUAAUCCAAAGAACAAGACUUGGGGCGUGAUACAUGACGAAUCUAGAGGUAUCAUGGAGAAAUGGAAGAGUAACAGAGAACUACAACAACUUCUAGCGACGUUCUCCAUGGGGGAUUCCCCACACUACCUCAAGCAAUUCUUAAAGCACUGGAAGGAAAUGCCAAGUGCUCCCUGCUGCUGCUCCUCCUCUGUAGACAGAUCUCCAGUCUUCAUCACCAGCUGUGUUGGGUGACUCUUGAACAUUGCCUGUGACUUCUUCAGCAAACCAAGCAAACAUAUUCCU
Messenger RNA from Arvicola amphibius (Eurasian water vole), 714 nucleotides. It is a transcript of the gene Raet1e, whose product is annotated as retinoic acid early transcript 1E. Lineage: Eukaryota; Metazoa; Chordata; Mammalia; Rodentia; Cricetidae. Bases 1 to 663 code for a protein of 220 amino acids. The record is from RefSeq and is a predicted model, not a curated record. The transcript is spliced from 4 exons. Gene Ontology annotation, biological process: positive regulation of T cell mediated cytotoxicity; immune response; antigen processing and presentation of endogenous peptide antigen via MHC class I via ER pathway, TAP-independent. Gene Ontology annotation, cellular component: external side of plasma membrane.